AAGUGUGAGCAAUAAAGCUGGUGAGGGCUGGAAGAAGAUCAGGUGCUGUCAAUACAUGAGAUGACAUCUCUGUGAAACCCACUGGUCCAACCGCCUUCUACAGUAUCAGCUGGAUAAUGGAGACUUCAUAUGCUGAUAAGCCUCUGUUGGAUGGAUCUCCUCAUGGUCCAGAAGCUAGUGGAGAAACACUGGUUAUUGAACGGGCAGCUCUGGGCCGUCCUUUCCGGCUGGGAAUGCUGUACGACUGCCGAUCCGAUUCUCUGAUCCCAGGGGUAACAUUGUGGGAAAUAAAGGCCCUGCGGAAUGACCUCGAUGUGCGACCUCAGCCUAACACAGAGCUUCAACUCAUUGCAUCCGAUUCCAUUGAGAAGAAAGCCAGUGCACUGAAUGUGAAUGCAUCAUUGAAAGCAAGUUUCCUGGGUGGGCUGGUAGAGGUGAAAGGAUCUGCAAAAUAUCUCAAUGAUACAAAGAGAUCGAAGCAACAGGCCCGAGUGACCCUUCAGUACCGAACAACAACCAGGUUUGAGCAGCUGACAAUGAGCCACUUAGACAGACAGAAUGUAACCUACCCACAUGUAUUUGAUCAGGGGACAGCUACUCAUGUGGUUACAGCAGUGUUGUACGGGGCUCAGGCUUUCUUUGUGUUUGAUCAAGAGGUCUCUUCAACAGAGACUCUACAGGAUAUUCAGGGUAACCUGGAGCUGAUGAUUAAAAAAAUUCCUGUGAUUGCAGUUGAUGGUCAGGCCUCCCUAAAAGUGACCGAUGGAGAAAACACAAAUGCUCAGAAGUUCAGCUGCACAUUUUAUGGGGAUUUCUCCUUGGAAAACAAUCCCACUACGUUCCAAGAUGCCAUCAAAAUCUACACAAAUCUGCCAAAUUUACUGCAACAGGAUGGAGAGCACACAGUGCCCAUGAGUGUCUGGCUCUACCCGCUCAAUAAACUGGACUCCAAAGCUGCUCAGCUGGUACGGGACAUAAGUAUCGGACUGGUCAAUCGCUCCCAGUCUGUGCUGGAGCAGCUCAAUGAGGCAGUGAUGAGAUGCAAUGAUAUGAUGGGAGACAGUGUCACUGUUCAAUUCCCAGAGAUCAGACACAGGAUAAAGAAAUUCCAAGAAAUGUGUCAGGAGUACGCAUUGGUUUUCCAGAAGAGUUUAGCCAAGGUGUUAUCAUCUAUCUGAGGAGGUGGGAAGAAGGAAGGAUUAUUGGUGGACAUUCUGAAGAACAAGGAACAGUCACCAUUCAAUCAUCAGUCACUGAUCAAAUGGCUGGAUGACAAGGAGCGGGAAAUGAAUGUGGUGAGAUAUUAUCUCAUAAUAUUGAAAGAUAUACAAAUUAUGAAAUCAAGGAGUGAGUUGGAUAGAGAAGUGUUGAAUCCAGAGACAGAGUAUGUGGUUUGCUUCACAUUCACAUCACUGUAUCAAGAGGAUUUCUAUCUGUCAGGAGCAGACAGCUACCUACAAUCUCACACAACUGAGAGAAUGCUGAUACCUAAUCCUGCUCACCAGGUUAGUGCAGAACAUCACAACCAGCAGUGGUUUAACUCAGUGUCUGUAUCCCAGAAGAUGAGGGAAUGCUCUCGCUUAUUCCUGGAUUUUUUCACAGCCAACAGAGCACGAGGGAAAACAAAAUUCAUUGCUGCUUCUGUACAGGAUGACAGUAAUGUAGGAGCAUCGAUUUACUUGUAUGAGAGAGGGUUUGUGGUGAGUCACUGCUUUGAACUCCCAUCACAGCCAGAGAAACCUGUGGUUAGUGAAAGAACACAUGACAGUGUGACACUCCAAUUACAGCCACCGAGAUACGGUGCUGAUGAGAUUGUUGGGUACGAGGUGGAGUACCGAGCUAAUCAACAGGAGGAAUGGACAACUGUGGAUACAUCGGAUAACUCCGAUUCCCACACAAUAUCUGGGUUACAGUCGCACCAGGAGUAUCAAUUCUAAUACAGAGCAGUGACCAAGGCAGGAGUCAGCAUGGUCAGUGAGAGUUACAGUGUCACUACACUUCCUACAAAUAAAUCUGCUGAUAGAAAUCCCAAAGUUAGGAUAAUUAUCUCCAGCAAGAAGAAUGCAAUAAAGGAGGAAAUAAAGACAACAGUCAAUGAAUAUCAUUAUCAUGAUACUUCAGGGGGAUUGAAACCCAAGUCAUUCUCUGCUCACUGUGGACAAGGAGAUUCUUGUAUACCAAGAAGUGAUGGGGUUUUAAUAAAAAUAGUAAAUGAACCAAAGAGACUGGCUGAGAAACUUCGCAGCGAAAGUACAUUAACAUCCAAAGGGAACCCUUCCAUUUACACAAUCCCCUUAGAGAAGAAGACAAUUGACAUGGAUGGACACCGUGUAAAAUGCUCCUUUGGAAAACCUACCAAAAAACAUAGUGUGAGGACAGUUAUGGUUCUUGGGGCAACAGGAGCAGGAAAAACAACUCUCAUCAAUGGAAUGAUCAACUACAUCCUGGGUGUGAAAUGGGAGGACAACUUCAGAUAUAAAUUAAUAGACGAAGGGACAGGAAGAUCCCAGGCUGAAAGUCAGACAUCCUCAAUCACUGCCUAUGAACCUCACCAUCGAGAAGGAUUCCAGAUUGAUUACUCUCUCACUAUCAUUGACACUCCGGGAUUUGGAAAUACCAGGGGGAUAACCCGAGAUAAAUUGAUCAUUGAUCAGAUCCGAGAGUUCUUUACUUCCCCAGCUGGUGUUGAUCAGAUCGACGCCGUGUGUUUUGUUGCUCAAGCCUCUUUGGCUCGCUUGACUCUCACACAGAAAUACGUCUUUGAUUCAAUUCUCUCCAUUUUUGGCAAAGACAUUGCAGAGAACAUCCAAAUCCUGGUGACAUUUGCAGAUGGACAAGUUCUCCCCAUUCUGGAGGCCAUCAAUGUUGCUGAGGUAUCAUGUCCCAAAGAUAAAAAAGGUUUUCCAGUUCACUUCAAGUUCAACAAUUCAGCCAUAUUUGCUCAAAGUUCAGUUCCUGGAAACUCUUCUGGAACCAAGAGGAGCCCUGAGGAUAGCAAUGAGGAGGAAGAUGAGGAGGAUGGUGAUAACUUUGAUGCAAUGUUCUGGAAGAUGGGAUCAAACAGUAUGAAGAAAUUCUUUAGAGCUCUGAACAAAAUGGAAACAAAGAGUUUACGCUUGACAAAGGAAGUCCUCAGGGAUCGUCAGCAGCUGGAAACUGCAAUAGAGGGAUUGCAGCCUCAGAUCAAAGUCGGUCUGAUGAAACUGGGGGAGAUCAGGAGGACACAACAGGCUUUGAACCAACACCAGGUUGACCUGGAUGCAAAUAAAGAUUUUGAGUAUGAAAUUGAAAUCACAGUUCCUGUACAAGUAGAUCUCAGAGGGACUGGUAAUUAUAUAAUGAACUGUCAGAAAUGUCACUUCACCUGUCACUAUCCCUGUAGAAUUCCUAAUGAUGAUGGUAAAAGGGGAUGUGCAGCAAUGGGCCAGAAUGGAUACUGCACAGUCUGUCCUAAUAAAUGUUUCUGGAAUGUUCAUUUCAAACAAAAGUACAAAUUUGAUUAUGAAACUAAAAAGGAGAAGAGGACAUACAAUGAGCUGAAGGAGAAGUAUGAAAAGGCAUCUGGUGAAAAGAUGACACAGCAGAAAAUCAUGGAGAAUCUUAAGCAGGAAUUCGCUGAUGUUCAGGAUGUCGUGUUGGAGCUGAUUGAACAAUCAUCCCAGAGCAUUUUAAGACUUGAAGAAAUAGCUCUCAGACCAAACCCAUUAUCAACUCCAGCUUACAUCGACCUUUUGAUUCAAUCUGAGAAAGAGGAGGCUAAACCUGGGUACCUGAAUAGAAUCCAGUCACUGAGUGCAGUAAAGCAACAGGCUGAGAUAAUAGCAGAAGUUGCUGGGAGAGAAGAGCUGUUACCAGAGGAAUGGAAACAAUAUCAAGUUGGAAAGGAAUGGAAAAAGGCCAGAAAAGGAGUUAAAGCAAGGAUAUCUAAUAUGUGCCAUUGAAUCAGUCAUCAAGUCAAUUAAAUUGAAAAGUCUGUUGAUGAAUAUUAAUAUAAUGCAGCUGUUGCAAAUAUGGAAAACUGAUGUUUCACCCAGUUGAUCAUUUUAAGCCUUUACUGAUUUGAGUAACUCUUUCCAACUGUUUCUUAUCUGGAGAACAGCUGUUUCACUCAGUUGAUAAACUAAUGCCUUAUUCAGUUUCACUGAUUGAAUUAACUAUAUCCAGAGAUUUCUCAGUUGAUAAAUUAAAUCUGAUUUUUGGUAAAUUUUAGCACAGCUAAUUUUAUGGGAAUAAUGACUCUUUGGAUUGUUGACUAAAUGAAAAAAAAAACGCCUGUAAAUUGUCAAAUAAAAAUUUGUGUUCAGAU
Molecule: messenger RNA, 4306 nt
Organism: Carcharodon carcharias (great white shark)
Lineage: Eukaryota; Metazoa; Chordata; Chondrichthyes; Lamniformes; Lamnidae
Exons: 4
Molecular function (GO): protein binding; GTP binding
Source: RefSeq, a predicted model, not a curated record